AUGGAGAAACUUCUCAGCACUGCCCAAAUACCUCCAGAGUUUUGGAAACCCACAUACAUGACAGGGAAAAUUCCUCGAAAAGCUCUUAUAUCGGAACCUCGAGUGUCUUACAGCCUUUAUAUUCCGCCAGAGCAUUACAAAGGUACCUUGCGCGGUCAAGCAAACGGCGCGUCACAAGCCUCAUCGCCCAAGCUCCCCUUACUAGUCUUUAUUCAUGGCACUCUGCGUGAUGAUUCUUAUGCCGAACGAGGUCUUAUCCCAUUCGCUGAGUCCACGCCUUGUGCCAUUAUGGCACCGCUCUUCCCUGCCGGACUCGAUAGCCCUACCGACUUAGACUCAUACAAAUUACUUCGAUCUCCGACGCUGCGAUCCGAUCUAGCCUUUUUGGAUAUGCUAAACGAGGUAGCCCAUCGCUGGCCUGGAAUAGACACAUCAAAGAUUUUCUUAAUGGGUUAUUCAGGCGGUGCUCAGUUUGCACAUCGGUUCCUCUACCUCUACCCUGAAAGGCUAGCAGCCGUGAGUAUUGGAGCGCCGGGAACCGUGACCAUGCUGGACCAUUCAGCUUCCUGGCCGACGGGCAUAGCAGACGCGGAAGAGCUUUUCGGGAUACGUGUCGACAAGAAUUUGAUCAAACAAGUUAAAAUCCAACUUGUUGUAGGCGAUGCUGAUGUUGAAGUCCAUGGAGGGGCUGAAUUUUGGACGUGGCUACAAAAGUUCAAGGCUGCAGCAGGCACUGACUUAUUAAGCAGCGCACAGCCAGAGGCGGCUUUGAACAAAUUCCCAAAUAAAGAUAUUGUUCAAAAUAGGCUGGGAACUUUGAAGAAAUUGCAAGCAUUAUGGAGGGAAGACGGCAUAGAUGCGCAGCUGGACAUUGUGGAAGGGGCGAAGCAUGAGAGCCUGAAAUGUCAACCCUAUUCUCUAAACUUCUUGCAGUUGCUGAUUAGAGAACGAUAA
Trichoderma atroviride IMI 206040 is the source of this 954-nucleotide messenger RNA. RefSeq lists its product as uncharacterized. NCBI's taxonomy places the organism in Eukaryota, Fungi, Ascomycota, Sordariomycetes, Hypocreales, Hypocreaceae. The record is from RefSeq and is a predicted model, not a curated record.